Prinia subflava (tawny-flanked prinia) is the source of this 2702-nucleotide messenger RNA. It is a transcript of the gene HRH1, whose product is annotated as histamine receptor H1. Gene Ontology annotation, molecular function: G protein-coupled serotonin receptor activity; neurotransmitter receptor activity; histamine receptor activity. Gene Ontology annotation, biological process: regulation of vascular permeability; chemical synaptic transmission; G protein-coupled receptor signaling pathway, coupled to cyclic nucleotide second messenger. The coding region runs from base 370 to 1812 and encodes 480 amino acids. Lineage: Eukaryota; Metazoa; Chordata; Aves; Passeriformes; Cisticolidae. The record is from RefSeq and is a predicted model, not a curated record. The transcript has 3 exons. Gene Ontology annotation, cellular component: plasma membrane; dendrite.
CCUCCCACCGUGUCCCAUCGCCUCCCAUCCCAUCGCAUCCUCCGCCCCCGUCCCGGCCCUGCCCAGCCCCGGCAGCAGGAGCGGCUCCGCCCGGCCGCGCUGCCCGAGCGCCGCCGCUGCCCGCGCUCCUCCCGGCUCCGGAGAUGCUCGAGGGCUCUGUGACCUGUGAGCAGCUGCCACAGAGGAGUUGUCCUGGCAGAGCCUGAAGGAAUCUGGGAUCACAGCAGUCCCCAGGGUGUGCUCAUUCCUCUGCCCAUGGAUGCUGCUGGCACCACGGGCACAGCUCCUCUCCAAACACCCACCCUUCUGGAGAUAAAAAUCCCCAAGCAACCCAACACAUUUCCACCCAGGAGUGCAAACCAUGACUGAAUGUCCGAGGCCUGGACAUCCACUGGGAUUCUUGCUUGGCGUGAAAAGAUGUCCAACAACACAACAGAGAGCUCCAGCAGCGCCCCCUCAGCCACCCUCGGCCUGCUCCUGGGGGGCAUCUCCCUGACCACCAUCGUCAUGAACAUCCUGGUGCUGUGUGCUGUGAAAUCGGAGAGGAAGCUGCAGACCGUGGGGAACCUGUACAUCGUCAGCCUCUCCGUCGCGGACCUCAUCGUGGGGGCGGCCGUGAUGCCCCUCAGCAUCGUGGACCUGCUGAGCCCCAGGUGGCCCCUGGGGCUGGAAGCCUGCCUGUUCUGGCUCUCCAUGGACUACGUGGCCAGCACGGCGUCGAUUUUCAACCUCUUCAUCCUGUGCAUGGACCGGUACCGCUCGGUGCAGCAGCCGCUGCGGUACCUCAAGUACCGCACCAAGAUGAGGGCGUCGCUGCUCAUCCUGGGCGCCUGGCUGCUCUCCCUGGCCUGGGUCAUCCCCAUCGUGGGCUGGCACGCCUUUGCCAACGGCGGGCAAAGGAAGGUGAAGGAGGACAAGUGUGAGACGGAGUUCUUUGACAUCACUUGGUUCAAAGUGCUCACGGCCGUCUUCAACUUCUACCUGCCCUCGCUGCUGAUGCUGUGGUUCUACGGCAAAAUCUUCCGGGCGGUGCGAGAGCACUGCCAGCACCGAGAGCUGGCCCACAGAUCCUACUGGUCUUCCGUGGAAAAAACCACCGUGCAUCAGACUAAGGCGAGGGAUGAGAAAAGUAUUUUCCUCCAGAAGCAAGUCUCAGGCGAGAACGCCCCCGGCACGGACAAGCAGAGCUCCCCAGAGCCCCAAAAAGUGGAGGCAGAGCUUCCUUUCAGCAAUCCUGACGAGGCUGCAAAGGCAGUGGGUAAUGGGAAGGUCCUGGUGUGGAGCUGCUUCUCUCUCACCACAGCCAAGCCUGAGCCUGGCUUGGACGAAGCAGGGAAGAAGGGGGUGUGUGCCACCAAAAAUCCUGGGCGUGAGGAGCAGCCUGGGUGCCAGGACAGUGACUCCAGCGUGGCAUCAGACAACCCCACCUUCACAGGGCAGCCCAGCGCCAGCCCCGGGGGAGCCUGCUGUCCUCGGGGAAGGACGGAGCACAGGGACCCCAGGGGCCUGACAUUCCUGAGGAAAAGCUGGCACACCCUGCACAGCCACUGCAGGAGCAGCCCCUGGCACAGGAGCAGGGAGAGGAAGGCGGCCAAGCAGCUGGGGGUGAUCAUGGCAGCCUUCAUGGUCUGCUGGAUCCCCUACUUCGUGCUGUUCCCCGUGAUCACCUUCCACGACCAGCGGCAGCUCUCCGAACUGCACAGGGUCACCAUAUGGCUCGGCUACAUCAACUCCACCCUAAAUCCAUUCCUGUACCCCCUCUGCAACCAGAACUUCAAGAACACUUUUAAAAAGAUCCUUCACAUUCAUUGAUGCUGGUCUGGGGUUUUGGAGCUCAAGUGCAGCUCAGGAGUUCAACCAAACCAAAAUGUUCCAGAUUCAAAGGAUGGGUACAGUAAAACUCUCGGGUACUUUGGCAAAAUGCAGUCUAUAAGGAAAUGUUAGGAAAAGUGGGAAAUGUUCAUUUAAUAGUUUUAACACCUUUUAAGAGCAACUUCAGAUCAAGAAUCUGAAAAACUCAAGGUCAAUAUGUGAACUGUUACACUGCUGUCAACCUUUAGCAUUUGAGAUCACCACUUCUGUCACACAAAUGGAGAUACAAAUAGAUGUCUACAAAUUAUUCAGCUGCAGAAAAGGAAGAAAUCACAUUUCUGGGAUUGGCCAGAAACACUUUUCUCUUUCAACUUGCUCCAGUAAACACAUUGCUUGUGAAGUGAGAUUUGCAAGUGGAGGUACUUUGCACAGCCAAAGAAAGAACUUCCAACUCUUUAAAAAAACUCCCCUAUUUAUUUAUAGCUUCCUCCAGAUCACAAACUUUUCAUCAAAUGUCACGUUUUAGUGUGUAUCCUACUGUAUCUCUUUGAUAUCAUGCUUAUAUUAACUGUACAUUAACUUUGCUGAAAAAAAGUAGAAUUUUUAUGUCCCAAAAAGAGUUUCCAUGCUCAAUAUACUGUCACCAUCUGCCCCAGAAGGGUGUACUGCUAUUUCCAGACUUGCAGAACAUAGCCGAUUAUACACGAAAUAUGUUUACUUUUUUUACCCUUUGUAUUUAAUUGUAUUUCAUAAAUCUUGCUGUCAAAUAUUUCAGGAGAAAAACACAAUAACAGAAUAGUUGAUGUUGGAAAAGAGACUAAGAAGAUGCUGAAGCACAGCUGAAAGCUGGGCUGGCUUUGAUAUUACAAAUAAAAAAGAAAGUCCUCUCA